Molecule: messenger RNA, 1131 nt
Organism: Spathaspora passalidarum NRRL Y-27907
Lineage: Eukaryota; Fungi; Ascomycota; Pichiomycetes; Serinales; Debaryomycetaceae
Exons: 1
Coding region: 94-1092 (332 amino acids)
Biological process (GO): acyl-CoA metabolic process; fatty acid catabolic process
Cellular component (GO): peroxisomal matrix
Molecular function (GO): fatty acyl-CoA hydrolase activity
Source: RefSeq, a predicted model, not a curated record
AAUUCCUCGGUUAAGACCACAGCAAAUGUAUUUAGACCGGUCCAUUUCAUAAUUCCUAGCACACGUUUUCUUUCUGAACAACUCACACUCAUCAUGAUUCAAGAUUUCGUAACCGAUGGUCCAUUUCCCCAAAACACACCUGUAGAUGUUCAGCAAGUGUAUGGAGUUACUGAAAUUGGACCAAAUAGAUAUCGUGGGAUUUACCCACUUCAAAAACCAAUAGGUGCUGCUCGUGGUGCAUAUGGUGGUAAUGUAGCUGCCCAAGCAGUUGUUGUCGCGAUCAAAUCUUCUCCCCAGGGGUUCCGCCCUCACGCUCUUCACUCCUUCUUUAUCAAGGCUGUGAAUGACGAAGAUGUGGUGGAAUGGGAAGUCGAACAUGUUUCCAAUGGAAGAAAUUUCGUUAACCGGUCAAUCAAAGCCCUUCAAAAUGGCCAGAUUGUGUAUACCGCCACAGUUUCACUCACCAAGAACAACUCACACAAGGAUGCAUGGAAAAAAUACGAGCAAACCAGGAAGGAAUCAGAUAGACCAUUUGAAUGGGGCACACCACAACAUGACUGGUUUCAAAAACACAAGCUUGAAAACAUCCCCGAGGGAGCUGCUAAUUCCCGUUUAUUAUUCUGUCACAAGAUUUUCCCUGAACUUGUUUCUCUUGAUUUGACCAAAUCUGAAGAACAAGUUCCGGUUGCCGAAAGGAAACUUUCAUAUUAUAUAAAAUGGGGGAUUGAAAAUAAAGAUGGGUACAAUCAGCCAUUGACUAAUAUUGAUCCUGAUUACCAAUAUGUUGGAUUAACUUCACUUUCAGAUUCGAUUUUCUUGACUAGAUUAUUAAGAUUGUUGAGAAUUGAAGAUGCCGAUCAUACUAAUCUUAUCCAUUACUUCUCAGUAAGUUUAGACCAUAGUAUUUACUUCCAUGAUGAUGAUUUUGAUGUCACCAAAUGGAUGGGAUUUAGUUUUAGAGCUGCCAAAUGUACUCACAAUAGAGUGUUGAUUGAAGGGGAGAUGUUUAACGAUAAAGGUAAACAUGUGGCUACUAUUGUCCAAGAAGGGUUGGUUCAAUUUAACGGUAGAGAACAAGGAGCUAAGUUAUAAUUUAGAAUAGAUAUUUAAUUCACGCAUUUUGUUAUUGUC